AUCAAAGGAGGGAGGAAUUUGCGAUUGAAAUAGGUCGCAAUUCGCCAAGUUUGAAUCGAAUUGACAAACACAGACGACCUUUGCUGAAUUGCGCGAAAUUUCGCCUUGCAUGGUUGAUCAACUUUUGAUUCUGGGUUUAAUGUUGUCUUAGCUCUCUGCUCUUCUCCUCCCAUCGAGGCUGUAUAUUUUUGCUUAUUUUGAGCUCUAAAAAUCGUUCCUUUUUGCAGGUGAAAUAAAUUUGACAACAAAGGAGGAGUUUUGAAAGAAUGGAAUCAUCGUCAUCUUCUUCAAUUAUAACCCCAGAAGAUGUAUUAGAAUCACUCAUGAAUGAUGGCACUAUUGACGCUCUCAGAUUGAAGAUCAUCAAUCAGCUCAAAGCUAAUGAAGAGCUAAAGAAUACCACUAUUAAAAUGGCUGAACAGAGCAAGGUUUUAAAUACACCUGGGGCUGAGAAGCAGACCAAAAGAGAAUUAUUUGAUGCACUUCGACAAGAACUCGAAACACCAGUACUUGAGAAGGCCUCUAGAUCUGUAUGGGAGUUGAUCCUAGACAACAAUGGACUGGGAAAAGAAAUAAGUGAAACAGUUGAAAAAGUGUUUUGUAGAUUAAGUGGCCGGGAACCUCCAUUGUUUCCACCUCAAACUGCCGAAACCCAGUCAAGUAAAGAAAAAGAGAUAAAGGGUGGAGAGGGAAAAGGAGAUGAAAGUGAAGGGAAGAAGGAAAAGCCGAACUCAAAUUCAAAGAAAAGGAGUUACAGUGUAAUGAACAUCGAAGGAGGGGGUAAUGAAGUUGCAAGCCAGACAGCAAAUGAAAUUUCAGGAAAACCCAGUGACCCUCCUUGUCAACAAGAAAAUUCUAGUAAAUCCCCUCUACAAACCUCAUAGACUAGAGCCCUUGUCUGAAACCAUCAAUGAAUUGCCGAAGCAACAUGUCAUUCAGUUAUCUUCCAACAUUUCAUUUGUCAUCAGAUAACACUCUUUUCCUUCUAGAAUUAACCUGACAUCAUUAGUACUUCCUGGAAGUGCAUGUAACUGCAAAUAUUUGAAGUUUUUAGUUGCAUGACCUUUUUGAAGCUUUUAGUCGCAUGACCUUUGUGUUUACACUUGACAUGCGCAUAUUUUCCUCGUUGUAGUAUGUCUAUUGCUUGAACAGGCAUAAGUCCUUUAGCUGUGGUGAUCUGUAAAAGUUUGAUCUGUUACUGUAUGUUUUUCUGACAUAGAGCUUGGCAUGGGAAAUCUCAAGUUUAUUUUUUAUGUAAAAA
Molecule: messenger RNA, 1261 nt
Organism: Manihot esculenta (cassava)
Lineage: Eukaryota; Viridiplantae; Streptophyta; Magnoliopsida; Malpighiales; Euphorbiaceae
Exons: 3
Coding region: 267-884 (205 amino acids)
Source: RefSeq, a predicted model, not a curated record